Molecule: messenger RNA, 656 nt
Organism: Eruca vesicaria subsp. sativa (arugula)
Lineage: Eukaryota; Viridiplantae; Streptophyta; Magnoliopsida; Brassicales; Brassicaceae
Source: the annotation of a GenBank genome assembly
UUCUUCUUAUGUUUUUUUUUUGAGCUCAUCAACAAUCCAUGGCCACUCGACCUCUCAUCUCUCUGCAACUCUUUUCCUCUUCUUCCUUAAACCCAACUCCAAAAUCUCUCUUCUUUCCCAACUUCACAAAACCCAAAAGAUUCUUAAGGACAAGUUGUGUUCAUUGCUCUUGCUCGGCUAAUAUCAUCACCCACCACCCUUCCCUUCUCUUCUUAAGUAGCAGCUUCGAUGGUGGUGGAUUCGUUGAUACACAGACUUUCAUUGUGACCAUCAGUCUUGUCGUUGCCAUUGCUCUCUCUCUCUUCCUCGGCUUCAAGGGAGAUCCAGUUCCAUGCGAGAGAUGUGGUGGAAACGGUGGAACCAAAUGUGUCUUCUGCUUUGAAGGUAAGAUGAAAGUAGACUCUGGUAUGGUUGACUGCAAAGUCUGCAAAGGUUCAGGUUUGAUUUUCUGCAAGAAAUGUGGAGGUUCUGGAUAUUCCCGCCGUUUAUAAAUAAUUAUAUUAUAACUUGUUUACUAUUACAAUGAAAUUGUUUUCAACAUUUGAUAUUUUGGACUAUAUGAUAACUUUUCUAACUUGUUUAUACUCAUAUAACUAUAAUGUGGACCAUUCAAGUGAUGGAUACCCAAAGAAAAAGUAAAAGUUUCUGAGGAGUUC